Guyanagaster necrorhizus is the source of this 1088-nucleotide messenger RNA. RefSeq lists its product as uncharacterized. The transcript is spliced from 6 exons. The record is from RefSeq and is a predicted model, not a curated record. Lineage: Eukaryota; Fungi; Basidiomycota; Agaricomycetes; Agaricales; Physalacriaceae. The coding region runs from base 46 to 1023 and encodes 325 amino acids.
CGGACUUCUCUUUUCUAGGACAUUGACAUUAACUUUCGCUAUUUCAUGAGUUCAUCCGCGGACGCAAUACUCCCUGAGAUGGUGCUUCAAGGAUGGCUCGACGCCAAUUUCAAUUCUCACCUUCUUGCAUAUUUCGCUCAUGGUGUUUAUACGGGCAUUUUUGGAAUGUCAAUAUGGCUACUACUAGUUAACAGCGUCUCCAGGGCACGAAUAUACAUGGGAUGUAUAAUCACGGCUCUAUACAUCUUUGCCACGAUCGCUGCCAUUGCCUUAUGGAUCGAUUUUAGCGACGCUUUUGUCAUUGGAACAUCUUUCCAGGCGCGAUACGAUUUGAUGUCUUCAUCUGUGUUGUUGGAAACUAUGAGUGAUAUAGUAGAAGCACUGAACCUUCUAAUUGCAGACUGCAUUAUGAUCUGGCGUUGUUGGGUUGUAUGGGGACACGAUUGGAAAGUAGUGAUCACUCCGAUUUUCUUCGUCAUCAUCGAAAUAGCCUGCGGAUGCAUACUUUUAGUUCAUCAGACCAAGGACGACGUUAUUACGAUAGCCUGGGCUCUACCCACCAUGGCUAUGACCUUAGGAACCAACAUUCUAUGCACCGGUCUGAUUGUCGGACGUAUUAUUCAUGUUGCUAGAGGACAUCGUGGCGUUAUGGGCGGCAUCCGGACUUAUCGUGGUGUUAUUGAGAUUCUCGUAGAAUCGGCCGCACUGUAUUCUUUGAUCUACAUGGCCCUGAUGAUACUCUACCCUCUCGAGGGUUAUGGAUACACAUAUGCCCAGCGGUUGACUUAUCCUAUCACUGGUAUCGCACCUACCUUGAUCAUCGCCCGCGUUGCCUCGGGACAAGCCCGUCCCGUAGAGUCUUCACAUGAAACUCAAUCUUCCUUACACUUUCAGGCAUCUCGUGGAAGCACUACUGAAGCAGAGAUGGACGACGUAGAGGAGGAUAUGAUGCAAGGAAAUAUGGAAGGAACUACGCUCAUUACAGGACGACUCGAGCUAUCUGGUUCGGUCGAAGAAGUCUGAAGCCGUGAGAGAGGGAUUAUGUCGACUUAUCUUCGUGUCUAGAUUGUCAAUAUUUUUUGCCUUGU